Molecule: messenger RNA, 905 nt
Organism: Ricinus communis (castor bean)
Lineage: Eukaryota; Viridiplantae; Streptophyta; Magnoliopsida; Malpighiales; Euphorbiaceae
Exons: 1
Coding region: 128-517 (129 amino acids)
Source: RefSeq, a predicted model, not a curated record
GUCAUAUAUAUAUAUAUAUAUAUAUAUAUAUACACAGCUAGCUAGGGGAACUCCUAUAGAAACUAAGACUAUCUCAUCAAGAAAUAAAGAUCUAGCUGGAGAGAGAGGGAGAGAGAAAGUUAUAGCCAUGGCCGGUUUACAGAGAUCUGCAGUAUCAUUUAGAAGGCAGGGAUCAUCAGGGCUUGUUUGGGAUGAUAAGGCUUUGUCGGGGGAGUUAAACCAAGUAGCUAACAGCAACAGCAAUCAAAAGCAAGAACACGAUCAUCAUCAGCAAGAACAUCAAGAAAUUCAAGAAAAGCUAGAUAUUAAGCAAGAAAGAGACGUCAAGCCAUCGAGAUCAAUCAGCACCAUUGAAAGAAGCCGAUCCAAUGGUGGACAGCGAGGUUACCGUACCGGUAAGGUCUCUCCGGCUUUUGAACCUCCUUCUCCGAGAGUUUCUGCUUGUGGGUUCUGUGGUGCUUUCGGAAAACCACCCAAGAAUCAUCGGAAAAAGGCUGGUAAGACUAGAUCGAGAUAGCUUUAUUCUUUUUCCUCUUUCGUUUCCCGGUGAUCGGAGAUGGAAUAUUCCGGUGGAUUUAGUAGUGGUACUGCAUCUAAAAAUAGAUAUAUUAUAUACAUAUGUUGUUAGUUUUCUUUAGGGAAUUAAAGUUUUUAAGUUCGUUUCAUCUCAUGAGCAAUAAACUGAGGUGCAUGAGCUUUUCUUUUUCUUAAAACCAAAAACAAUUAAGUUAUAGCUAGUUUUUCAUGUUUUGUUAAUUUUAGUUUUAUGGGUAUGGUUUUUGUUUUUCAAUGUUAGGUUUUAGAGAUGGUUCUGAUGUUUUGGGUGGAUCCAAUUAUGUGUAUAUGGUUUUGUUCAUGAAGAUUUCUUUUAUUUUCUUUUUUGUAUAAAAAGCAAAUCUUGAUUC